AUGAGUAAUUCAAUUCAGAAGGCUAUAGAUCUAGUGACCAAAGCUACAGAGGAGGACAAUAAAAAAAAUUACCCUCAAGCAUUGGCAUUUUAUCAAAAUGCUGUUGAGUAUUUUUUGCAUGCAAUUAAAUAUGAGACAGCUGGAGAAAGGCAAAAAGAAGCUAUCCGACAAAAAACAUUAAUAUAUCUUGAAAGAGCUGAAAAAAUUAAAAAUUUUAUAAAAAAUAAUGAGAACAAGAAACCAAUGAAGGAGGAUAACUCUGAUUCUGAUUCAGAGGAUGCACAAUCUAAACAACUUAAUAGUAAAUUAAAUGAUGCUAUAGUUAUUGAGAAACCAAAUAUUAAAUGGGAUGAUAUUGCAGGUUUGGAAGGCGCUAAAGAAGCCUUAAAAGAGGCCGUCAUUUUACCAAUCAAAUUUCCACAACUUUUUACAGGAAAAAGGACACCAUGGAAAGCGAUAUUAUUAUUUGGACCACCAGGAACAGGUAAAUCGUAUAUCGCGAAAGCUGUUGCCACAGAAGCUGACAAUUCAACAUUUUUUUCUGUAUCUUCAUCUGAUCUUGUUUCAAAAUGGCUAGGUGAAUCUGAAAAACUUGUUAAAAAUCUUUUUCAAAUGGCUAGGGAUAAAAAACCAUCAAUUGUUUUUAUUGAUGAAAUAGAUUCAUUAUGUUCCUCAAGAUCAGAUAAUGAAUCAGAAGCAGCUAGGAGAAUAAAGACAGAAUUCUUAAAACAAAUGGAUGGUGUUGGUGUUCAUAACGAUGGAGUUUUGAUAUUGGGUGCUACAAAUAUUCCAUGGGGCCUUGAUUCAGCUAUAAUACGUCGUUUCGAGAAAAGAAUAUAUAUACCUUUACCAGAAUUAGAGGCAAGAAAAGAAAUGUUCAAAAUGAAUGUUGGUUCAACAGUAAAUACUUUAACAGAUAGAGACUAUAGAGAGUUAGCUGAAAAAAGUGAUGGAUAUUCGGGAGCAGAUAUUGCUAUUCUGGUCAGAGAUGCUCUUAUGCAACCUAUACGUAAAUUACAAUCAGCAACACAUUUCAAAAGAAUUAGUGGUCCUUCACCAGGAAAUCCUAAUGUAAUUGUUCAUGAUUUACUAUCACCAUGUUCCCCUGGUGAUCCAGGUGCCAUGCCAAUGUCAUGGACAGAUGUACCAACAGAUAAGUUAGCAGAACUACCUCUAUCUAUGAAUGAUAUGCGAAGAUCAUUAAUGAAUACGAAACCAGCCGUUAAUAGAGAUGAUUUAGUAAGAUUAGAAAAAUUCAAAGAUGGUUAUGGACAGGAUGCUUAA
Molecule: messenger RNA, 1284 nt
Organism: Strongyloides ratti
Lineage: Eukaryota; Metazoa; Nematoda; Chromadorea; Rhabditida; Strongyloididae
Product: BcDNA.GH02678
Exons: 2
Coding region: 1-1284 (427 amino acids)
Biological process (GO): vacuole organization; endosomal transport
Molecular function (GO): ATP hydrolysis activity; ATP binding
Source: RefSeq, a predicted model, not a curated record